AUCAUUCUGUCAAAUCUUCAUCAUCAGUCCGGUCCACAGCAGCGUGUUGAACUAAAAACAAACAACGUGCUGCAGGUUGAAAGUUUGAAAAAUUCCUAAAAACUUUCCUCACUUUUCUGUAAGUAGUUCUAAUUAAAAACAAGAAUAAAUAUGAAACGUUUAACGGAGGAGAAAACAAAAAUCUUAUUUGAGAAGCUGUCUAAAUAUAUUGGACCAAACGUGAAGCUUCUAAUCGAUCGACCAGAUGGAACCUACUGCUUUAGGGAAAUGAACUCCCGCGUGUACUAUGUAUCAGAGAAGAUUCUUAAACUUGCUGAAGGCCUCAAGAAGAAUGAGCUUGUAUCCCUCGGUACGUGUUUCGGUAAAUUUACGAAAGGAAACAAAUUCAUCCUUCACAUCACGGCGUUAACAUUUUUGGCGCCGUAUGCUCAGUACAAGAUCUGGGUUAAACCCUCAACAGAGCAGCAGUUCCUGUACGGAAACCACAUUACCAAAACCGGCUUGGGCAGAAUCACGGAGAAUACCCCCAUGUAUCAAGGCGUAAUUGUGAUGUCGAUGAACGAUACACCUCUGGGAUUCGGCGUGGCGGCAAAAUCGACUGCAGACUGCAAACUUGCUGAUCCCUUGGUAACAGUAUGCUUCCAUCAAGCUGAUAUUGGGGAGUACAUAAGAUCCGAAGAUACACUUAUAUAGAUCAGAUCAAUAAAGUAAGUUGUUUUCUACAUUUUAUACAAUCAA
Messenger RNA from Aedes aegypti (yellow fever mosquito), 738 nucleotides. RefSeq names its product 60S ribosome subunit biogenesis protein NIP7 homolog. NCBI's taxonomy places the organism in Eukaryota, Metazoa, Arthropoda, Insecta, Diptera, Culicidae. Gene Ontology annotation, biological process: ribosome assembly; ribosomal large subunit biogenesis. The transcript has 2 exons. The record is from RefSeq and is a predicted model, not a curated record. The coding region runs from base 151 to 693 and encodes 180 amino acids. Gene Ontology annotation, molecular function: RNA binding. Gene Ontology annotation, cellular component: preribosome, large subunit precursor; nucleus; nucleolus.